Molecule: messenger RNA, 1355 nt
Organism: Salmo salar (Atlantic salmon)
Lineage: Eukaryota; Metazoa; Chordata; Actinopteri; Salmoniformes; Salmonidae
Product: translocon-associated protein subunit delta
Cellular component (GO): endomembrane system; membrane; endoplasmic reticulum
Source: RefSeq, a predicted model, not a curated record
GUUCCCAUAGUGCAUUGCGCUGAUACGGUGCGUUACAGCGCAACGGUCUGAAAGCUGACGUAGACGUGUCUGCAACAACUGCUGAAAUAACUAGCUGCGCAAGUCUUUGUCGUGUUAAAGACAUUUUGAGAAAUCAACCAUGAUGAUCCGAAUAGCCGCGUUUCUUGCUCUUGUCUGCUUGUGCACCGGUGAGAGCUGUUCAGACCCAGUGAUCACCCCCUCUGCCUACACCACCUCUGAUGCCGUCAUCUCCUCUGAGUCUGUCUUUAUCGUGGAGCUCAGCCUGGCCUGCGCCAAUGGAGCCCAGAGUGUGGCUCUGUAUGCUGACGUCAAUGGCAGACAGUUCCCCGUGACCAGAGGCCAGGAUGUCGGCAAGUACCAGGUGUCCUGGAGCAUGCCCCACAAACAGGCCAGCUCCGGUACAUACCAGGUCAAAUUCUUCGAUGAGGAGUCCUAUAGCUCUUUGCGCAAGGCCCAGAGGAACAAUGAGGAUAGUGACUCCAUCCAGCCUCUCUUCUCUGUCAACGUGGAUCACAGGGGUGCAUGGAACGGCCCGUGGGUGGCUACUGAGGUUAUGGCUGCUCUCAUCGGUAUCCUGGUCUACUACCUGGCCUUCAGCGCUAAAAGCACCAUCCAGGCAUAAAGGACUGCAAGUCCCACAGUUCUCUGCAACUGGAACUCUAAAAGACUGUUGAAUUCUGGUGUGAUUUUUCUACUAAUCCAGAACAACAAUUUGCCACCAUCCAUUUCGAGAUGCGGAACUAGUUGUUUUAUAUUUUUUAUUUAAAAAAUUUUAAGCAGAAAAAGCUAUUGCAUUUUGUCAAGUUGUGGUAAAAAUUGCACACCUCAAUCAAACCCGAUGUACCCCACUAACUGAAUUGAGCAUGGUCAUUUUGUGUUCAAAAGCAAACCCAGGUCCUGAAAGUUAAAGGACUGUUUCUAUAUGCCAACACUGACUUCCUUUCACAGCCUCAGGCUUAUUGUUUACCUACCGGUGGACUUGGCCUCUGAGAGACAAGAAUAUCUGUCCAUCAUUCUGUGGUCUUUCUUGUGAAGGACCUUCAUUGGUACUGAUACUACACAGUCUAAAAUGACUGGUUCUGUAUCUACAAGAGUCUCAGUAGGAGUGCUCUAGCAAUACUGAUCCUAGAUCGGCACUCAUACGCUGAGAUACUGUGAAUACGGACACUGGUGUUUUAAGAGUCUGAUGCCACUGUGGACUUGGCAGUUGCUGACUGGCUGUGUCUUACCUACAGUACAUGGAACUGUUGCACUGGCUGGCUGAAGAGGCCAAAUAUUCAAGUAUUGGUGAUUAUUUGUGCUUGGUGGUCAAAUGAAUAAAUGGUUUGCUUUUC